UCUUCCUUCCUCCCGGCCUCACCACAGGCAACCAAAUUGUCUCUUGUUUGAACCACAGAAACACGAAACUACUUCUCUCUCUCUCUCUCUCUCUCUCUCAACUUUGCCAUUAAAGAUGCUUAAACCUUGCUGCUAAACUUGCUGCUGCUGCUGCUGCUGCUGCUGCUGCUGCUGCUGCUUCAGCUACAAUACUAACUCAGCUACUUACAUCUCUGUCUUAGUCAACUGUGAGUUCUUAUCUCUUUUAUUAUCUUUCCCUUUCUUUCUUUCUUCAUCCUACUCAUCAACCUUCUUCACACUCUCUACUCCUCCCAAAACACUACUUACCCAUUUCAUAUAAAUGUUUUAAUCACUAUCUUUUGCAUAUAAAUAUCUUUCAUUCGAUACCUUCAGUUAGUACAAAGUCAUCAGUUUUAUUCUAUUUAGAUAGAUAGAUAUAUAUAUAUAUAUAUAUAUAGAGAGAGAGAGAGAGAGAGUUUGUAUUUGUCUAUAAAUUAGUUAAUGGAAUUUAGAGGGGAAGAAGGAGAUAUCAGAGUUGCAGGAUCUUCAUCCCCAAGUGGAGAAAGAAGAAGAGAUGGUAACCAAAAUGGCAUAACAACAACUAUUCUAACCUCCAUUCAAACCAUCGAUCACACCCCUUCUCAUUCUCACAGACAAUUAGAUCGUAACAUUACUUCAAAGAUAUCCUCCAUUUCCGUCGGAUCCAACCCCGCCAAACCAUCCACCGUCCGCUACCGAGAGUGUCUCAAGAACCACGCUGCAAAUGUUGGAGGAAACGUUUACGAUGGCUGCGGUGAGUUCAUGCCCAGCGGCGACGAUGGCUCAAUCGAAGCCUUGAAAUGCGCCGCCUGCGAUUGCCACCGCAACUUCCACCGCAAAGAGGUUGACGGGGAGACCACCCAGUUGGGUUCCAGUUCUAACAGUAGAAGAAAUCUGAUCCUUAACCCUCUUCAACUCCCACCUCCAUUGCCAUCCCCUACCAUGCUGCACCACCAUCAGAAAUAUCCUAUGCACACGGCUACACCCAUGAGCGUUGCCUUUGGCGGCGGCGCGGAGUCAUCAAGUGAGGAUUUAAAUCCCGAGGGAGUGGUACAGCCGUUUCCUCCUCCUUUCGGUUUAUCCAAGAAAAGAUUCAGGACGAAGUUCAGCCAAGAGCAGAAGGAGAAGAUGCUGGAGUUUGCAGAGAAAGUGGGGUGGAGGAUCAACAAGCAAGAUGAGGAACAAGUGGAGAGAUUCUGUGCGGAGGUUGGAAUCAAAAGGCAGGUUUUCAAAGUCUGGAUGCACAACAACAAGAAUAACACAGUGAAGAAACAGCCGGAAGACGGUUGAAGCUCAAUGCAAAUGUACAGAACAAGGAAGACUUGUGCAAGAGAAACUUUCAUUUAAAAGCUCAUGUGCUUAUCGCUCAGAGUUUAACUAACAAACCUUGUAUAAAGUUGAUUAUGUUCUUCAUUUUCAUGCAAUCUUCGUCAUCUGUUUUAAGCCAAGAAGGAAAAUAACAUGAAACCAGAUGCAUAUGAUCUUGGCACGUCUUUCUUAACAAGACAAGUAUUCAGCAGAUUAUCGUUGAAUGGAA
Carica papaya (papaya) is the source of this 1576-nucleotide messenger RNA. The record is from RefSeq and is a predicted model, not a curated record. Lineage: Eukaryota; Viridiplantae; Streptophyta; Magnoliopsida; Brassicales; Caricaceae.